AUGGAUCCUUUCGCAACAUUAUGCUUUAGCGUUCCGUCUGCCUGGAGGCCUAUCACCAAGAUCAUCAACACAUCUGAAUAUCUACUGUAUGAGGUGGCUGCGGACGGUGAUGCCUAUCUCGCAGUAUUCACGACAUUAGGGUCCCGAGUCUUGAUACGUGUCUCGAGCCAAGCACUGUGCAAGACGACGGAAUUCUUCAAGGCGCAAUUUCAUACAAAUUGGAUGCCUCCCAGCAGUAAGUUCACGCCCCAGAACCCCCUCCCCUUCGCGGAGAAGUUUGACGAGUUUGUGACAUUUCUCCACAUUGCCAGCGAGGAUGAAUCAAUCCCCGAGGUACCAAUCAACAUUCUGAGACCCGUGGCGGUGCUGCUGGACAAGUACCUCUUCAAGGGCAAACUCCCUGGGUGGUGCGAAAAGGUCCUCACGUCCUGCUUCCCUCUGCACUUCCCCUUCUACAACAGCGUGGACUACUUCUUGGCUGACUUCGAAAUCUCGGGGGGCAUCCUGGACGAGACAUCUCUGCCCGCGGUCCUCCACUCCGCAUACCUUCUCGAUCUCCCCUUCGUUUUUGCCACCGCGUCCCGCCGGAUGAUGUGGCAAAUGGCUACUGACGACGUCGAAUGUUUGUUCCCGAAGGACCUGCAGGCGCUAUUGCCGAUGGAUUUCGUCGGAGGCUUUAAGGAAGAAGCGGUGAGACUCCGCGACGACCUCGUGUCCCACUUGCCCCAGGUGUUCCAACCGGACGUACACGGCGGGACCAAGUGGUGGUGUAACCAGUGCAACAUGGUCCCGCACAAGGAGCGCUGGCUGCGCGAGAUCAUCCGCAAGUCGAACAGCUUCCAGCAGGAGCAGAGGGAAGGGCCGACCGGGCGCCUCUGCGAUCUCUUCGAGGAAUACGUCCGUGACGCGUGCUUGCUGGGAAGCACACGAGAGCUCGAGGACACUGCUUUCGAGUGCGGGAGGUUCCGUCUUCGCUACUCGGAUAUCGGCGACAGCGAGAUCCUGUUUGAUGUCUACGCCUCCAUCGGCGGUCUGUGUUUGCCGUGCCUCAAGGCCGGCGAGGAGAUCAAGUAUCGUUACGUCUGCAGCAAACACUGUCUCUUCCUAAACAAGGAGUGA
Messenger RNA from Fonsecaea erecta, 1119 nucleotides. RefSeq lists its product as hypothetical. The coding region runs from base 1 to 1119 and encodes 372 amino acids. The transcript has a single exon. NCBI's taxonomy places the organism in Eukaryota, Fungi, Ascomycota, Eurotiomycetes, Chaetothyriales, Herpotrichiellaceae. The record is from RefSeq and is a predicted model, not a curated record.